This is a messenger RNA of Camellia sinensis, 1052 nucleotides long. RefSeq names its product F-box protein CPR1. NCBI's taxonomy places the organism in Eukaryota, Viridiplantae, Streptophyta, Magnoliopsida, Ericales, Theaceae. The record is from RefSeq and is a predicted model, not a curated record.
AAAGUGGUCAGAAUAGUUAAUUUUUAUCCAACUACGGAGGCGCCAACAACACACAUUGAGGUUUACUCCCUUAAUGCGGCCUCGUGGAAAAUGUCUAGCACGGGAGAAACUCUUCUCCGGUUGAGAUUACUAGGGGGCGAUUCACUUCUUAUUUAGAAGGGGCUGUUCAUUUUGCUGCGAUUAUGUGGAAUUCCAAUGAUCCAUUGAUUUUGUCGUUUGAUUUGUCUGAUGAGGUGUUUCAAACGAUGAUGUUACCAAAUGGUAUGGUAGGCGUGAGCACGGAGGAGAUGUGCACUUCAGUCUUCGGGGGAUUGCUUUCUCUGUUAUGUUAUGAAGAUGCUGCUCCAAACCAGUAUUGUUCCGUUUGGAUAAUGAAAGAGUAUGGCGUAGUCGAUUCUUGGUGUAAACAGUUCACAGUUGAUCUAAGCGGAGGAAUUACAGAGGUAUUAGGUAUGCGAAAUAAUGGUCAUGUAUUAUUGGAGGCAAAAACGACUAGGGAUUGGGUGCUUUCUUCAUAUGACCCUUCGAACCAUCAAAUUAAGAAUUUGGGAAUUCAUGUUACUGGAUACCAUUUUGUUGUUGAUACUUUCGAGCAGAACCUUGUCUUACUCAGCAAGCCAAAUGAUGCAUUUUCUAGAAGGCAAGUGAGCAGGAAGAGGAAAGACAGGUAAAACCAAGUUGGAUAAUCUCAAAGAUUCAAUGGAUUCAAAACAUGACCUAGUGGACGACACAGCCCUGAAGCAUGGGAAAGAAUCACAAACAAACACAUGUAUGAUGCACAAGCAUUCACGUUACACAUGGCUCAUCUUUACCAAAUAGAAAUACCUCUGAUAUGCUGAUUCUUUGGGGGUUCACUCUGUUCAUUCACUUAGAUAUUGGUUCUAUUUUAGACUAGCUUUCCCAGCCCACAACAUUCCCAACCUGCUAAAAGGAGAUUUUAGUCUCAGGCUUUUGGUUCAGCCCCCAUUUCAUUUGUAUGUCAAUACGGUUUACUGUUUUUGCAGAGAUUGUGAGACGUGUUAUUACUCUUCUUAGUAAUCAAUCAACUUUAA